AUGGCAGAGGAAAAUUCUCUAAUUUGUGAAAGACAUGCCUCUAAGCUACAAGUUCUCGGGGCAUUAUUUGCAAAUCAAAAUUUCCAAAAUAAAUUAGAGGAACAUUUGCAAGCUAUUAAACACUCAAAGCAAAGAAAUUCCGAAAUGCAGAAUCGAAUCAGUGAGCUUUGUCAACAAGACGAAAAAACAUUAUACCUUCCAACUCCAGAAAAGAAACAAGAAAACCAUUUUGGUCCUCCGUUUUUCGUUGAUAGAAAUGGCUCAAUUCCACUAGACAACGAAGACACAAUAAAGAACCUAAAAAAUCCGCCACCGUUUCCUAAAUCACGUCGAUGGUCACACGCUGAACGCAAUACGCUGAGAACAGCAAUCAAAGAACGUAAUAUGAGAUUAAUAGCGGAAAAAAAUAUGGCAGAAGGUCGUCCUUUCGAUCUUGUCACUAAAUAUAAAGAUUCAAUCAUACUAAGAGAAUCAAAGGAUCUAGCUGAUGACUUUCCCGAAUUAGCAAAAAAAUACUUACCAAAUCGAACUCCCGCCGAAUGCUUCAUUCAGUGGAUCAAUAACGACCAUCCGCUCAUAAAUAAAGAAUCUUGGUCACAAGAAGAAUCGAAAAAGUUACGAAUGUUAGUAAAGGGACAAAAAUCUGUCAAUUGGCAGCAGAUUGCUCUCGAACUCGGGGAUACAAGAAACGCCAUCUCGUGUUUCAAAGAAUGGAAGAGACAAAGCAUUCCUCGACGAAAAUGGGCAAAAGAGGAAGAUCAAAAGCUUAUUCGAGCUGUGAGUAUGUACGGUGAAGGUAAUUGGCAACAAGUGGCACAUUGUUUCGAUAAUCGUACGGGACAACAGUGUCUUCAUCGAUGGACGAAAACCUUGAGUCCUAUUCGGAAAACCGGACGAUGGAGUGCAAAAGAAGAUGAGCUUCUCAAACAAGCAGUCUUGCUCCAUGGACCUAAAAAUUGGGUAAAGCUGCAACAAUAUGUACCAGGACGCACCGAUGUCCAAUGCAGGGAACGGUGGAAAAAUGUACUAGAUAGUUCUAUAAAAAAGGAUAAAUGGCAUCCAGAGGAAGACGAAAAACUUUCGCAAUUUGUAAACGAGUUUGGCAAAAACCAGUGGUCCAGAAUUUCAAAGGAACUGAAUAAUGGGAGAACUGAUAAUCAGUGUCGGCGAAGAUAUCUGCAAUUGAAUAAAAAAACGGUCGAAACAAAGAAAUGA
Ambispora gerdemannii is the source of this 1215-nucleotide messenger RNA. The record is from the annotation of a GenBank genome assembly. Lineage: Eukaryota; Fungi; Glomeromycota; Glomeromycetes; Archaeosporales; Ambisporaceae.